GGUGGCAGGGCUUAAUGCAAAUGAAUGUGGAGGAAAACUCCACUGCACUGUGAUCUAACCAAUAGGAGCGCAGCUCCAUCUUGGCUGUGCACUAGACUGCAUUACAAACAGACGAUACCAUCGCUUCAACAGCACCCCUUCAGACAAGAGAUUCAAAGAGCAACACAAGAAGUAGAAUCUCUCAGAAUGGGUUCCAGCCACUGGAAUGAAACCACUACCUCUGUUUAUCAGUACCUUGGCUUUCAAGUACAAAAAAUUUAUCCUUUCCAUGACAACUGGAACACUGCCUGCUUUGUCAUCCUGCUUUUAUUUAUAGUCACCGUGGUAUCUUUGGUAGUACUAGCCUUCCUCUAUGAAGUGCUUGACUGCUGCUGCUGUGCAAAAAACAAAACUGUGAAAGACUUGAAAAAUGAACCUAACCCUCUUAGAAGUAUGAUGGACAACAUCAGAAAACGUGACACCGAAGUGGUGUAGCCCUCUACAGAACAGGUACAAAAUCUUUAAAAGCAGACUUCAGACUCUUCUGAGAAAAAAGAAAAUUUCCUGAGGCCAACUGUUACUACAACAGCUGACUCUGACUCUGAAUGAUUAAAAGAUUUUCAGUACAAGAAAACACAAGUGAAAUAUGCACUUUGUGUAUGUGUGUACCUUACAUUAAAUAUGCAGUAAAACUUCAUAAAUGUGAA
This is a messenger RNA of Cavia porcellus (domestic guinea pig), 686 nucleotides long. RefSeq names its product small integral membrane protein 18 (gene Smim18). The coding region runs from base 25 to 474 and encodes 149 amino acids. The transcript is spliced from 2 exons. Lineage: Eukaryota; Metazoa; Chordata; Mammalia; Rodentia; Caviidae. The record is from RefSeq and is a predicted model, not a curated record.